Molecule: messenger RNA, 1650 nt
Organism: Maylandia zebra (zebra mbuna)
Lineage: Eukaryota; Metazoa; Chordata; Actinopteri; Cichliformes; Cichlidae
Product: serine/threonine-protein kinase SBK1
Biological process (GO): protein phosphorylation
Molecular function (GO): ATP binding; protein serine/threonine kinase activity
Source: RefSeq, a predicted model, not a curated record
UUCAAGUCCACUCGUGCAGCAGCAGCAGUGAAAGUGAAGGACAGGCAGCACAGACAUUUAACCUGCACUUGUUCAGGAUAUUGAUUAGCUGCAUUUUGUCAGUUGUAAGAAUGGUGGUUUAAGCCUAUGCAUUUUUUGUGUCUGUUUGGAUUGCCAUUUUUUAAACUCCAGUGACUUUAUCAAGAACAGUAAAGAGCAAAGAUGAUUGAGCUGGGCCUCCCUGAUGGCAACCUGAUUGAUGAGUUGAUGGAGCUGACAGCACAGAGCCUCAGUCACCUGGAAAUCCAAGAACACUUCAACGUCAUCAAAGAGAUCGGACGAGGGAAAUAUGGGAAAGUGCUCCUGGUUACACAUCGCUUUAGAGGGACUCCCAUGGCAUUGAAAGUGAUGCCCAAAACUUCAACUAAGCUGCAGGGCUUUCUGCGAGAGUACUGCAUCUCCUUGCACCUGUCCUGCCACCCCUGCAUUGUGGGUCUUUUUGGCAUCGCCUUCCAGUCUAAUGAGCAUUACUGCUUUGCCCAGGAGCUGAUCAUUGGAAGGGACCUUUUUGCUGUCAUUCAACCAAAAGUGGGUAUCCCAGAAUCCUCAGUAAAACGCUGUGUCCUUCAGAUCGCCAGUGCUUUGGAGUUCAUCCACACCCAUGGCUUGGUCCACCGUGAUGUGAAGCCUGAAAAUAUUCUUCUGCUGGACAAUCUCUGCUGCCAGGUGAAGCUGGCGGACUUUGGACUUGCCCAGAAGAGAGGAACCCUGAUACGUUUUAUCACAGGAAUCCUUCCCUAUAUGGCCCCUGAACUUUGUUCUGUAGCUCUGCCCGAGGGCCAGAAAGAGGUGACUGCUCCACCUCUGAGUGUGGAGCCAAGUCUGGAUACCUGGGCAUUUGGCGUGGUUAUCUUCUGCAUCCUCACAGGCUACUUCCCCUGGGAACGCUGUGUGGACUCGGAUGACUUCUACGAAGAGUUUGCAGAUUGGUGGAGAAUGGAAAAUCGAUCUAACGCUGAGGAGGACAUCCCUCCUUUGUGGAAAAGGUUCACUCCAGUAGCCAUGGAGAUGUUUGGUAAACUCCUGGCUCUGGAUGCAGGAAAAAGGUGUUCAGUGGGAGAUGUGAGAGCAUAUGUGGAGAAGGACUGGCUGAAGAAGGUACCGGGUAAUGAUCAGCAGUAAAAGUCGGGGGAAAAGGGAAAAAAGAAAGCAGCAUUUCUCUGGAUUUUGUAGCUCCUUAUUGCUUAAAAACAAUAAAAAUAUAUGAUGUAGCUCAAAGCCAGCGUGUGGUUUGCAGUGAUCUUUAAUAUCAUUCUGAUGCCUUUGUCCUUGUGUAAAAGCAUCCUAAGACUAGCAAAUGUCUUGUCUUACUGACCAUUCAAAAUAUCCAUCUCACAUUUGAACUGAAAAUCAUCAAUAAAACUACCAGGAACAUCGUUAGACUGUGGAAGGAAACUAAAGAAACCCACCAGAUAUGGAGGUAAAGGACUCUGUGAAUCCAGAACUUUCUUGCUGUGAGGAAGCAGCACCAUCUUGCUGCUAGUACGCAAAACAGACAAAAAAUAAAACGGGAGUUUUCUGCAUGUAUUUGUUGCAUUUAACUAAUAAAAAAAUUAUAUAGUAACAGUAAAUUGGUGCGUGGUGAUUGGCAGAGGUGCCUCAGGAGAAGAU